AUGAAGACUACCGCUCUCAUUUCCUUGCUUGGUCUGUCCAGCAGCGCCAUCGGUGCGGCCGUGAGCAACAGCAACAGCGGAAACGCACCCUUCGGCUACAAGUCUGGCUCACCGGAAUCUGUUGCCAACCUGAAGGACAAGAUCGAGAAUGUUGUCUGGAUUCUCUUGGAAAAUCGCGGAUUCGACAACAUUUUGGGUGGUAUUAAGAGGAAGGGCUUGGACAAUGUCGUAAACAAUGGUCCUUUCUAUAAUCUGGAGGAUAUUGCCAACCCCAAGAGUAAGAAGUGGUCCAGCCAGUCCAAGGACUACGACUCGGUUCUCAAUGACCCCGACCACUCGCUCACUGGCACCAACUUCGAGCUCUAUGGAACUUACAACCCUGACAAUGAAGCCAUUGCCAAUGGUUCCUUAACUCCCAACCUGUCGGGCUUUGUCAACCGCCAAAUUCUUCAGCACCCCAAGAUCUCCGCUCAGCGCGCAACCGACGAAGUCAUGGGAUACUACUCCGAGAGUCAAAUCCCCACUAUCGUUGAUAUGGUUGAUGAAUUUACUACCUUCAACAACUGGCACUCCUGUGUCCCUGGUCCCACCAACCCCAACCGUCUCUGCGCGGUCUCCGGUGUCACUGAUGGCCACGGCAAGAAUGACGAAGACUUUGAUAUCUCCGCCAUCCCGACUAACAGCAUCUUUGAGGUCGCCUCCAAGAAGGGUAUCUCGUGGCUCAACUACGACGGCACCAACGGCGCCUUCCUUCCCGAUUCCCUGUUCUUCAACUGGACUGCCCAAAACGCCAAGAGCAACGUUGUCCCGCUCGAGAACUUCUACCAAGACGCCUACCUGGGCCUCCUCCCCCAGCUGUCUUACAUCAACCCAUCCUGCUGCGGCCUGAACUCCAACUCCAUGCACCCCUCCGGCAACGUCUCCUUCGGUGAGGUUUUCCUGAAGCAGAUCUACGAUGCCGUCCGCACCGGCCCUCAAUGGGAAAAGACCCUUUUCCUUGUCACCUUCGACGAGACAGGUGGAUUCUUCGACCACGUCGCACCCGCUCUCGCCGUCCGCACCGACAACAAGACCUACACCGAGACCGCUCAUGAUGGCAGCUCGUACACUUUCAGCUUUGAUCGUCUCGGUGGUCGUAUCCCUACCUGGUUGCUGUCCCCCUAUGCCCCCAAGGGUUACAUUGAGGGCUACGGUACCAACCCCGCCACCGGCCAGUCUUCCCCGUACAGUGCUACCUCCGUGCUGAAGACCCUCGGUUACUUGUGGGAUCUGGAGGACCUGAGUCCUCGUGUCGAGCACUCACCUGCCUUUGACCAUCUCAUUGGCCCGACUAAGCGCUCUACUCCUCCGACUCUCAAGAACCCUCACACUUUCCCUGAUGCUAUCUGA
This is a messenger RNA of Penicillium digitatum Pd1, 1389 nucleotides long. RefSeq names its product putative phosphatidylglycerol specific phospholipase C. The record is from RefSeq and is a predicted model, not a curated record. Gene Ontology annotation, molecular function: hydrolase activity, acting on ester bonds. Gene Ontology annotation, biological process: phospholipid catabolic process. NCBI's taxonomy places the organism in Eukaryota, Fungi, Ascomycota, Eurotiomycetes, Eurotiales, Aspergillaceae.